This is a messenger RNA of Prorocentrum cordatum, 1026 nucleotides long. The record is from the annotation of a GenBank genome assembly. NCBI's taxonomy places the organism in Eukaryota, Dinophyceae, Prorocentrales, Prorocentraceae.
GAGGCGUGCCGCCCGCGCGCGCCGCGGUGCUGGUCGGGCGCGGCGGGCGCCGGCUGCUUCGCGUCGCCCUGGGCGCCGAGGCUCGCAUCGGAUGUGAGAGGUGACGGUCAGCAGGCCCGGCCAGCGGCGCUCGCCGAGCCGGGCGAGGGGCCCGCGGCGGCGCCCGCGUGGCUGGCGGGCGGCGCGGCGGCUUGCGCGCUCGCCGUGGCGCUGACCGCGAGGCCGCGCCGGCGGGCCGGCACGGCGGUGUCCCGCGCCGUGCUGAAGCAGCUGAGCCGCUCAGGACAGCUCGUGAAGGGCAUCGUGGCGCAGGCGGUGACGAUCAGCGGCGUCGUCGGGGGUGAAGCGGAGAAGAACGCCAACGGCGAGUUCGUGCAGGCGGCGACUCUGUACAACGGGAAGCGGCACUGGCAGAAAAAGGACGAUGCCGAGGUGUGGCUUCUGUACAUCAAGAACAGGUGGUGGGUGACCGACACGGCUGACAAGGACGCCGAGGCAUCCUCCGGUUGGGUCUGCUCCGAGACGACGGAGAAGCGCUAUCCGUUCGACGUUACCACUUGGGAGGCCUACGUCAACGACGAAUGGGUCGUCCAGAGCUCCAUCUCCGUGGCCGACUCGGAGGCCGAGCCAGCGGCAGCGGGCGAGGCUGCAUCCUCAGACGACGGGUUGGUCACUACCACGCUCCCGGACGGCACUGUGAGAUUCAAGGCUAAAGCCACGACUGACGGGUCGGUGGUGACUGCGGUUCCAGACGGCACGGUGAGGUCCAAGGCUGGGGCCAACGCGGAGGCUGGAGGCGCCGCGCCGCGACGCGUCUCUGCACGCCGGCGCCGCCGGCUCUGGCAGCCGUCGCCGGCGUCGUCGCCAGCCGCGGCGUGGGCGUCGGCGUCGGCGUCGGCGUUGUCGGCGUCGCCGUCGCCGUCGCCGUGUUCGUCGGCGUCGGCGCAUCGUCGUCGCCGUCGUCGAGGAAGACUGAUCCAGGCUUGACUUUUGAAUCACGAGGAUCGGAGGUUGGGGGGUGGGAUC